AUUCGAAACAAAACUAAAAUGGCUUCUAACGGCAAAAAAAUUGAUAUGCACGUUCAUAUCCUCCCAUCAACCGUUCCUGAUUGGAAAGAAGAAUUUGGCUAUGGCGGAUUUAUUUCUAUCGAACAAGAAACAACCUCCGACAAUAAAGUAAAAGCAAACAUGAUGAAGGAUGGUCAAUUCUUUAGAGCUGUUGAAGAAAAUUGUUGGAAUCCAGAGGCUCGUUUGGAAGAUAUGAAGAAGACAGGUGUAACUGCACAAGUUUUGUCAACUGUUCCUGUCAUGUUUAAUUAUUGGGCUAAACCGAAUGAUGCAUUGAAAACUUCAAUGUUUUUGAAUGAUGACAUUGCUAAUACUUGUAACAAAUAUGAGGAUUAUUUCUUGGGACUUGGAACUGUGCCAAUGCAAGCACCUGAUUUGGCAUGUAAGGAAAUUCGUAGAUGUAUGGAAGAAUUGCACUUGUCAGGAAUUCAAAUUGGAUCUCAUAUUAAUAAUUACUGUUUGGAUGAUCCUUCAUUAUUCCCAAUUUUUGAAACUGCUGCUGAAUUGGAUUGUCCAAUAAUGAUUCAUCCUUGGCAAAUGAUUGGUUCUGAUUUGAUGAAAAAAUAUUGGUUGCCUUGGUUGGUUGGUAUGCCUGCUGAGACUACUUUGGCAAUUUGCAGUUUAAUUUUCGGUGGAGUAUUGGAAAAAUUACCAAAUCUCAAAGUUUGCUUUUCACAUGGUGGUGGUAGUUUCCCAUAUACUAUUGGUAGAAUUGAACAUGGAUACAAUGUUAGACCAGAUUUGUGUCAAGUAGAUUGUAAAGUCAACCCAAGAGAUUUCUGUGGAAAAAUUUGGGCUGAUACCAUAACACAUGAUGAUGACGCCCUCAAAUUACUAGUCAAAGUUUUUGGAGAUGAUAGAGUAAUGCUUGGAUCUGAUUAUCCAUUCCCAUUGGGUGAACAUCAUCCUGGAAAAUUAGUUGAAGAUUCUACAAGUUUCUCCCAAGAACAAAAGGAUAAGCUUCUCUAUUAUAAUACUAAAGAAUUUUUGAAUAUUCCAAAGGAUAAAUUUUAAAUAAAUGGAAUUGAGAUUUAGAAUUGAGAUUAAAGUGGAAAAUAUUCGAAAGUUACAAAAUUAUUAGAUAAGAAAUGGUAAUUUAUUUAUUUCAUAUUUUUGAGAUUACCAUGAUUGAAUUGGCUUCGAAUGUGAAAAUUUAAAUAUCAGCAAGACCAGACCAAACGUUGCUUUCAAUACCACAUUCGUCCUUUCCUCUCAAAAUCCAGAAGUGUCCAUCCUUUGAAAAAUGUUAAACUAAACUAUAUUCGAAAGUCGUAAACUUACAAUUCCCCAAGAAGUUCCCCAAGAAUUGGCAACAAUCCAAUAUGGAGUUUCCUUUCCAUCAGAAGUAACACCCCAACCUUGAUUUGUAAUUUCAAUUAUUUAACACUUUACAAAAAAUUUCAAUUCUAAACUUACCAAUAACCUUAAUAGCGUGACCACCCAUAACACCACCAGUAACAUGUCUAUAAACACCCUU
Messenger RNA from Naegleria gruberi, 1516 nucleotides. RefSeq lists its product as uncharacterized. Gene Ontology annotation, molecular function: hydrolase activity; carboxy-lyase activity. The transcript has 5 exons. Lineage: Eukaryota; Heterolobosea; Eutetramitea; Acrasida; Naegleriidae. Gene Ontology annotation, cellular component: cytosol; cytoplasm. The record is from RefSeq and is a predicted model, not a curated record. Gene Ontology annotation, biological process: secondary metabolic process. The coding region runs from base 19 to 1053 and encodes 344 amino acids.